AUGAAUACUUCACGCGACGCCGGGGCACCCCUAGUCACUAGGAAGACUUACGCCACAGAGGAAGUCUGGGACUGCCACCGUUCUAUUAUCACCAAACUAUACCAGGACGAUAAGAGACCCUUGAAGCAAGUUAAACAGAUUAUGGAACGUGAUUACAGCGUCCAUGCCACCGAGAGAAUGUUCAAGACUCGACUUCGCAGUUGGGGAGUAGAGAAGAAGCUCAAGGAGUUUGAAGCU
Colletotrichum godetiae is the source of this 237-nucleotide messenger RNA. Its product is annotated as Clr5 domain-containing protein. The record is from RefSeq and is a predicted model, not a curated record. The annotation marks the transcript as partial. The transcript is spliced from 2 exons. Lineage: Eukaryota; Fungi; Ascomycota; Sordariomycetes; Glomerellales; Glomerellaceae.